AUGGCUGAGCUCUUGCUGGGUACCUCAGAUCUUCUUGACUAUACUGGGGUGUCUCAUGAUCCCUGCCUCUCCGGGAGAAAACCCAGGAACCGGGGACUAAGGCUCUCAUCGGGGAAGGUGGGAGGGACAGGCGAGUCACGGAAAAGCCAGCCGCCUCCCCGGCGGAUCGGCCCCCGCGGCACCGGGAACCGCGCGAGAAAGGAAAGGGCUGGCAAAGGACGCGCGCGGGAGCCCGGGGGGGUGUCCCCCUCCAGACCCCUGGGAGGUCAGACAUCAGGACAGGUAAACGGGGCCGGAGAAGGUGUGAAAGCCCCGGGCCGCCCGCGGGAAGGGAGACCCGGGAACCCCCCGCUCAGCCUUCCCGCAGGCCGCGCCGACCGCCGGGUAGGCGGAGCCGGCCCGCCCUCCCCCGCAUCCAAUCAGAACGGCGCCUCGUGUUCCCCGGCGGGCCGCCGGUGUAGGGGAGGAGGCCGGACGACGAGAGGACGAGCUCCCCGGCCAAUCGCCGUGCGGACUGGGAGGCGCGGACGGACGCAGGGCCCGGGACGGACAGAUGGGCUCCUGGGCGGACGGAGACCCGGGGCACAGGACACCAACCACGCCAGCUUUUCCCGCCGGCUCCAGGGCUCCGCGCCAUUCCCCACCUCCCAGCCGGGGCCAUCCAGCCCAGGGUUAAUGCCAACGAGUUUCCACCUCCAGCCGCUCCUAGAGAGGCCGGGCGCGAGCCGGCGGGGGAAACUGGCCCCGGACGGACACUUCCUGUGCGGGGGGAAGGGGGGAGGGGGUCGGACAGCCGCAGCCCAGCCGGGGCCCGGGGGCCAGACGGCGGGGUCGCGGGCGGGGAGCGGCGUUCGGGGGCGGCAGGGCGAGUCGUGAAGACCCUCGCCACCGAGGCCGCG
This is a messenger RNA of Mustela erminea (ermine), 899 nucleotides long. Its product is annotated as translation initiation factor IF-2-like. The coding region runs from base 1 to 876 and encodes 291 amino acids. The record is from RefSeq and is a predicted model, not a curated record. Lineage: Eukaryota; Metazoa; Chordata; Mammalia; Carnivora; Mustelidae. The transcript has 3 exons.